Asparagus officinalis (garden asparagus) is the source of this 1589-nucleotide messenger RNA. RefSeq lists its product as uncharacterized. Lineage: Eukaryota; Viridiplantae; Streptophyta; Magnoliopsida; Asparagales; Asparagaceae. The record is from RefSeq and is a predicted model, not a curated record.
AUGGGCAUCCUCCGUCGCCGGCGCGAUCCUCUCUUCGACGAAGUCAUCCUCCCUCGGCCUCUGCCCCUCGCGCCCGACGACGAGCUCUGCGACCUUCCCGGUCGUUUCUCCGGUGGCCUGUGCGUCGACCAGUCCAGCAUCGUGGCGGGCCCUAACUCUCAGUGGUCGCUCUUCCUUCUUCUCGCGUGUCGGUUCGUCCCUCUCGUCUCCCACUUCGUCUUUGCUGUCUCCGACCAUCGCCGGCCCUACGAUGCGGUUGCGCAGUCGUCGUUGGAACGGCGGCGGGGCGCGAUUUCUGUUGUAUGCCUGUCGGCGUUGAUGAGGAGGUUCGGGCUGAGGAAGCUGUUGUUUCUUGACGAGGUUGUUGGGGAGAGCAAGAAGGUCAGGUUUGGGUACGUGCGGCAGCUGAAUCGAUCGUUUCGGAUCCUUUCCUUCUUCGUGCUGCCUUGUUUCUUGGCCGAGUGCGGGUACAAAGUGUGGUGGUACUUAGCGGGAGCAAGAAGAAUCCCCUUCUUGGGCAACGCCGUAGCAAGCGAUGCAGUGGCGUGCGCAUUGGAAUUAGCGUCUUGGAUAUAUCGAACCGCUAUCUUCUUCCUAGUUUGUGUGCUCUUCUGGUUGAUCUGCUUCCUUCAAAUUCUGAGGCUUCAAGACUUCACCACAGUGUUUCAAGAGGAGUCAGAUGUGGCCGCUGUGCUGCGUGAGCAUUUGAAGAUCAGGAGGCAGCUCAUGGUAAUCAGUCACAGAUUCAGGAGGUUCAUUGUUGCUGGCAUGAUUCUUGUUACUGCCAGCCAGUUCGCUGGCUUGCUGCUGACUACUCGGCCACACGGAGAUGUCAAUCUCUUCAACACUGGAGAGUUAGCGCUGUGCUCUGUGAUUCUCGUUACAGGCCUACUCAUAUGCUUAAGAAGCGCCACAAAGAUUACACACCAGGCUCAGGCGAUAACCAAGCACGCUGCAAAGUGGCACGUAUGUGCUGCCAUUGAUUCCUUUAACCCUGACCCGGAGACCCCCUCUGAAAAUGUUGCUACUUCCAGUGUCUUCCCUGAGAACGAUGUUGACAAUGAAGAAGAAUCCAUCGAAGAUUUGGCUGGUGAUGAUGAAUAUGAGGCCAUUAAGUUGGUAAUGCCUCAUGCCAAUACGAUUUCAUUCCAAAAGAGACAAGCACUGGUGACAUACUUGGAGAACAAUGCAGCAGGGAUCACUUUGUUUGGAUUUGUGCUGGACAGAAGUUACCUCCACAUGGUUUUCAUGAUAGAACUUCCUUUAUUUCUAUGGCUUUUGGGGAAAACAAUUGGAAUCUCGUAAAUGCUAUUCUUCGUUUGAAUUUUCUCUUCUCCUCAUUCUAUUCGAUUUUUUCUGGUAUAUAAAUGUGCAUUAUGAAAAUCAAAAGGUAUGUAUAUAUCCCUUUUCGUUUAUUUUCCUCUUUGUUUUAAUUUUGAGGUCUGAGCAGAGCGGAUGUGAUUUUGCAAGAGUGGCGAUGUCUUUUUUGUGCGUAGAACAUGUUUUAUAGUGGUUUUCCCUUUCUAUUGUGAUCGAUCGACAAUGAAGCAUUAUGGAAUUUAUGAAUAACUUAGUUAUUGAUUGUUUGA